Pipistrellus nathusii (Nathusius's pipistrelle) is the source of this 477-nucleotide messenger RNA. The record is from the annotation of a GenBank genome assembly. Lineage: Eukaryota; Metazoa; Chordata; Mammalia; Chiroptera; Vespertilionidae.
AUGGCGGACAUUCAGACGGAGCGAGCCUACCAAAAGCAGCCCACCAUCUUCCAAAACAAGAAGAGGGUCCUGCUGGGAGAGACCGGCAAAGAGAAGCUACCUCGGUACUACAAGAACAUCGGCCUGGGAUUCAAGACGCCCAAGGAGGCCAUUGAGGGCACCUACAUUGACAAGAAAUGCCCCUUCACCGGUAAUGUCUCCAUCCGAGGGCGCAUCUUGUCCGGCGUGGUGACCAAGAUGAAGAUGCAGAGGACCAUCGUCAUCCGCCGGGACUACCUCCACUACAUCCGCAAGUACAACCGCUUCGAGAAGCGCCACAAGAACAUGUCGGUGCACCUGUCCCCCUGCUUCCGAGACGUCCAGAUCGGCGACAUUGUCACCGUGGGCGAGUGCCGGCCCCUGAGCAAGACGGUGCGCUUCAACGUGCUCAAGGUCACCAAGGCCGCCGGCACCAAGAAGCAGUUCCAGAAGUUCUGA